Molecule: messenger RNA, 1260 nt
Organism: Chenopodium quinoa (quinoa)
Lineage: Eukaryota; Viridiplantae; Streptophyta; Magnoliopsida; Caryophyllales; Amaranthaceae
Product: fatty-acid-binding protein 1-like
Exons: 4
Coding region: 123-989 (288 amino acids)
Molecular function (GO): intramolecular lyase activity
Source: RefSeq, a predicted model, not a curated record
UAAGUGCAUAACUUUCCUCCAUUUCUACUUCUUCGCAUAGCAUAUGUCACAAACUCACAAAGACACACAAUUCAAUUGACAAAGCAAGGAAGUACAACUCCUAACAUUUACACCCAACAACUAUGGGAUCAUUGCGCUUCCCCUUCUCAUCGUUCCCUCCGCCAUUCAAUCCCAAACCCUCCGCCACUUCCCUCCGCCUUCUCGCUGCCGCCGGCGCCUCCAUUGCCGGCGCUUGCGCCGGCAUUGCAAUCACCCAAAAUUCUGACAAACACCCAAUUCUUCAAAAUACACUUGAUUUCUUACUCAUCCAUCUUCCCUUCACCCCAAAUGCUCCUUUCUGGGGUUGUCUUUCUCUCUCCUCUGACGUCACCCCUCCUGAUGUCACUGAACCAAAAACCGGGGUUUCGUUUCCUUCCAUUGUUAAGGGUUCACAGACAUUGCUGGGUAUUGGAUUAAGGAGAAAGAGUUUGUUUGGGCUUAAGAACAUUGAUGUUUAUGCUUUUGGUGUAUAUGCUGAUGAAGAUGAUGUGCAGCAUAAUCUGAAGGAUAAGUACGGGGAAUAUUCUGCUUCUGAUCUGAAAGACAAUAAGGGUUUCAGUGAGGAUCUGCUGGAAAGUGAUGUAAAUUUGACUGUGAGACUACAAAUAGUCUAUUCUAGAUUGAGCAUUCGAUCUGUGCGGAGUGCUUUUGAAGAGUCGGUAGGAAGUAGACUUCAAAAGUUUGGGGUGGAUGAUAACAAAGAACUGCUUCACAGAUUUACUUCUCAGUUUAAAGAUGAAAUGAAAAUACCAAAGGGUUCUGUUAUAGAAUUGUCCAGGGAGCAUGGUCAUGUACUUCGCACAAAAAUUAACGGAGAUGAGGUGGGGAGCAUUGAGAGCAAACUUCUUUGUCAAUCAGUACUGGAUUUAUACCUUGGUGAAGAUCCAUUUGAUCGACAAGCAAAAGAACAUGUAAUGCACAAGUUGGCGAGUGUCUUUGAGAAGAACUAACCCAGUGGGAUAGAGUGUGAUACCAAAUUUGGUUGCAAAUUGCGAGUAUUUAUCUAGAUGUCCCUCUAUUAGAAGCACCCUGGUAAGCUGUGGCACCUGAGGUGUCAACACUACCCAAAUCUCCCACUACCUAUAUUUGUAUCAUAGUGUAGAUUUUACCAAUAACAUUUGUACAUUUGGGUAAAAUAAAUGCAAUUUGAAUGUCAAGUGCAUACUUCAUCUUUUCUUCUCUUUUUAAUCUGGAAAUGAACAUAGCCUAGAUUUGAGUGAA